CCGGUCCGUGCGUUGCGGCGUGUCUAUGGUUUGCACGCGGUGGCCUCUGGGAAGGCGGAGGAGUUAUGGCCUAGGGGCUGGCCGCGCGCGCGUAGCUGGCCUGGGAGCGGAGCGGAGUGGGGCGGUGGCGCGGGGGGACCCGCUGUGUCUAAGUAAUUAAGAUGACAACAGCGGCUAGGCCAACAUUUGAACCUGCAAGAGGAGGAAGAGGAAAAGGAGAAGGAGAUUUAAGUCAGCUCUCCAAACAAUAUUCCAGCAGAGAUCUUCCUUCUCAUACUAAAAUUAAAUACAGACAGACCACUCAGGAUGCCCCCGAGGAGGUGCGUAAUCGUGACUUCAGAAGAGAACUGGAGGAGAGAGAACGAGUUGCUGUAAGAGAAAAGAACAGAGACAGACCAGCAAGAGAGCACACCACGUCCUCUUCGGUGUCUAAGAAACCUCGAUUAGAUCAGAUUCCUGCAGCAAACCUUGAUGCAGAUGAUCCACUCACAGAUGAAGAUGAUGAAGACGAGGAUUUUGAUGAAGAGAGUGAUGACGAUACUGCAGCUCUUCUGGCUGAACUAGAAAAAAUCAAAAAAGAGAGAGCUGAAGAACAGGCCCGAAAGGAGCAAGAGCAAAAGGCUGAAGAAGAGAGGAUUCGAAUGGAAAACAUCCUGAGUGGCAACCCUUUACUAAAUCUUACAGGCCCAGUGCAGCCUCAGGCAAACUUCAAAGUGAAGAGAAGAUGGGAUGACGAUGUUGUCUUCAAGAAUUGUGCCAAGGGAAUAGAUGACAUGAAAAAGGACAAAAGAUUUGUAAAUGAUACUCUGCGAUCUGAAUUUCACAAAAAGUUCAUGGAAAAAUACAUCAAGUAGUACAGUUUUAUGUGCUCCAUUGCUGAAAGACUCAAAGGGUCAAGGUGACUUCCCCUCUAUGGUGUACCUCCUCCCCCCCAAAAAAAGAAUAAUGGCUGAAAAUUGUCUCCUGCCAUGAAUUUCCAAAUGCUUUUCCAAGGUCAUUGACAGCAUUUUAAUUGUCGCCUUGUAUCUGGAGUGUUUUAUCCUUUUCAGCAUCAUUUUUUGUUUUAACUAAACCUGUUUCUGUUUAAUUCAGUGGAUAUGCAUUUACUUUUAAUGGCCUUCAUGUAAAUGUUGGAAGAGAGACUGGUUUGCAAUAAAUACUUUAAUUGUCUAAA
This is a messenger RNA of Chrysemys picta bellii (western painted turtle), 1174 nucleotides long. RefSeq names its product CWC15 spliceosome associated protein homolog (gene CWC15). Lineage: Eukaryota; Metazoa; Chordata; Testudines; Emydidae. The record is from RefSeq and is a predicted model, not a curated record. Gene Ontology annotation, molecular function: RNA binding. Gene Ontology annotation, biological process: mRNA cis splicing, via spliceosome. Gene Ontology annotation, cellular component: catalytic step 2 spliceosome.